Naegleria lovaniensis is the source of this 909-nucleotide messenger RNA. RefSeq lists its product as uncharacterized. The coding region runs from base 1 to 909 and encodes 302 amino acids. The record is from RefSeq and is a predicted model, not a curated record. The transcript is spliced from 2 exons. Lineage: Eukaryota; Heterolobosea; Eutetramitea; Acrasida; Naegleriidae.
AUGGUGUGUCACACUCCCAACCUCGCUCCUUCUUUGCAUAGAAUGACUCGACAUCAUCAUGUCCUGUUGUACCUUGUAUUCAUUCUAUGUUGUUGUUGUUUCUCGACACUCUCAUCAUUCACACUCGCUCAAAAUUUCACAAAUUGCUAUCAAGCCAAUUCCAAUGCUGUGAAAUUUAAAAUCGAAUGGACCAUUGAUGAACCAAAGAAUCAAUUCAGAGCCCUCGUAACGAUUCCUAAUGGAAAGGGAUGGGGAGCUUUUGGACUGAAACAAUUUACAGGUACUUCAGGAAUGAAAGGAGCGAGUAUUACGAUGGGUUAUAGUUCGAACAAGAUCAAUGAGUACAUUGCCUCAACCAAUGGACUACCAGCCAUUCGAUCGAAAAACUUUUUCAUUACUGCUGCCUCCAAUGUCACUGUCGCCGGUGUGAACUACUUGUAUGUGAUCCGAAAUUUAACACGACCAAUAGGAGCACCCAGCGAUUAUUUCGCCUUCUCGAAAAAUAUUACCAUCGAUUUAUUAUUUGCUGGAAAUCCGAAUCAAGUGCCAACGAGUCCAACAAGUUUCCUUUCUCAUGGCACUGGUAAUUAUUUGUACUUGUCGAAUUUUGCAUUUUACACGUCACGACCUUACAAUGCAAAUUGCACAAAAACUCCAAGCAAUUUAAUACCAGUUCCUACUCCUCCAGCACCUCCAGCUCCUUCUCCGAGUGUCAAGCCAAAACCAUCGUUAUCGAAUGUGCAACCAAAACCUUCGAGUGUGAAACCUGGAAAUUCGACAGUGGUUAGAAAUGUCACAGCAAGUAGUGAAGCAUGGAAUGAAAAGAGUGGAAAUUUAUGGACCUUAAUGAUGGCACUUGUGUGUGGAUUGUUUGUUUUUGGCAUGAUUGGAAUGACUCCAAUGCCUUGA